Molecule: messenger RNA, 2054 nt
Organism: Nomia melanderi (Alkali bee)
Lineage: Eukaryota; Metazoa; Arthropoda; Insecta; Hymenoptera; Halictidae
Gene: Syt1
Product: synaptotagmin 1
Biological process (GO): synaptic vesicle endocytosis; calcium ion-regulated exocytosis of neurotransmitter
Cellular component (GO): axon; synaptic vesicle membrane; plasma membrane
Molecular function (GO): SNARE binding; phosphatidylserine binding; clathrin binding
Source: RefSeq, a predicted model, not a curated record
CGGAAACAUGCUCCUGAUUGUGAAAUGCCUCAGUGUUCAUUGGAACGUCGUCUUUCGUAUCCCUUUUUUAUUGCACAAAGUAAUAAUUCGAAUCUUCGAGAACAAUAAAAAUGAAAUUUCUGGUGACAUAACCUGCCGGUUGUUUUACGUAAAUUUGUAAAAUGGCACUUUGAUAAAAUAACUUAUGAUGUAAUACUUUUGUGAUACUUUUUAUUACCGUGGCGCUGUGGUGAUCAACAGAAGCAUCAGAAAUAAUUUUUAUAUGCGUGUUAUAACUAUUUAGUACUGAACUAUAAUGAAAUUGUUACAAGAAACACCAAAAUACAUUCCAGAUAUACCUAUAUACAAAUAUUGAUCAAAGAGGAUAUCUACGUAUAAACAUAAUUUGAUUACUUUUUAUGAAAAUGCCUAUCAUCAAGAGACAAGCGGAAAAGAUGACGGAGACCAUUCAGAUGGAAACGGUCGGAUCGACUGUAAAAUCGUUGAGUGUAGACUUCGAAGUAGAUGAAGGAGUGACCGACAGCGAAGUGGUCACCGAACCUACAGGGAAAUCCUUCGAAACCAAGAUGGAAGAUCUUGGGAAGGAGCUCGCCGAAGAAAUGGGAAUACCAACAUGGGGCCUCGUAACAAUCUUAAUAGUUGUAGGCGUAGUUGUACUCGGAAUCUGCUUCUGCUGCAUAAGAAGAUGCUGUCGCAAAAGACGUUCCAAGGACGGGAAGAAAGGGUUGAAGGGAGCGGUGGACCUCAAGUCUGUGCAGCUGUUGGGCACCACGUACAAAGACAAGGUCCAGCCGGAUAUGGAAGAAUUGACUGACAACGCGGAGGAACCGGAUGAAGCCGAAAGUAAACAGAGCGAAGUGAAACUUGGAAAACUUCAAUACAAGCUCGAAUAUGAUUUCAACACGAACAGUCUGGCAGUGACAGUGAUACAAGCUGAAGACUUGCCAGCUUUGGAUAUGGGUGGCACAUCUGAUCCAUACGUAAAAGUGUACUUACUACCGGACAAGAAGAAGAAAUUCGAAACAAAAGUACACAGGAAAACACUUAAUCCCGUAUUUAAUGAGACUUUCACAUUCAAGGGCGUCCCGUACGCAGAUGCUAUGAACAAGACUCUCGUGUUUGCGAUUUUCGAUUUCGACAGAUUCUCGAAACACGACCAAAUUGGUGAAGUGAAGGUUCCCCUCUGCCAAGUCGAUCUGGCUCAAACGAUCGAGGAAUGGAGAGAACUGCAAAGCGUAGAAGGCGAAGGUGGUCAGGACAACAAAUUGGGUGACAUUUGCUUCUCGCUCCGAUACGUGCCCACGGCUGGUAAAUUGACAGUGGUCAUCCUGGAAGCAAAGAACCUGAAGAAAAUGGACGUCGGCGGUCUGUCGGAUCCUUACGUGAAAAUCGCUUUGAUGCAGAAUGGAAAGAGAUUGAAGAAAAAGAAGACAACCAUUAAGAAAUGCACACUUAAUCCGUAUUACAACGAAUCGUUCACAUUUGAGGUACCCUUCGAGCAAAUAAAGAAAGUGGAAUUGGUUGUCACGGUAGUCGACUACGAUCGUAUCGGCACCUCAGAACCCAUUGGGAAGGUCGUCUUGGGGUACAAUGCGAGCGGAACAGAGUUGAGACACUGGUCCGACAUGUUGGCUUGCCCCAGACGUCCUAUUGCUCAAUGGCAUACGCUUAAGGACCCCGAGGACGGCGACAAGAAGGACUAAAACCGUUGAGCGAAAUGUCCAAGUUAAGGUAAUGCACACCAAAUGGUUCUAAGCAGAUAUGAAAAAUUGUACAGAAGCAGUUUUUUCCGUUUCGUUUCGUUGCGUUCGCUUUCGCCCCCCCAAAACUCGACAAACUAUAUAUAUUUUCCAACGAUACUCAUGGACGAUGUACCGGACGUGGCAGCAUUAUCCUUGAACGAAAGGAAGAAACGAAAGAGGUGAAAUAAAAAUUUCAACAAAAAUGAAAAAAAUAAAGAGAGAGGGAGGGAGAGAGAGAAAGAGUGUGUAUACGUGCGUGCAUGCGUGCGUGCGUGUGUGCGUGGGUGUACUUGCGUUUGUGAGUGUGUGUGA